Messenger RNA from Camelina sativa (false flax), 994 nucleotides. RefSeq lists its product as uncharacterized. NCBI's taxonomy places the organism in Eukaryota, Viridiplantae, Streptophyta, Magnoliopsida, Brassicales, Brassicaceae. The record is from RefSeq and is a predicted model, not a curated record.
UCGCCCAAAAUAUCCAUCUCGAUUUAUUAGACAAGACCCACUUUAGUUCUAUUUAUAGAUAUACUCACUCUCUCACUAAAUUACAUCUCAAUUCCUAAAAUCUGUUACUCUCUCGUACUAUUUUCUCUUCCUUCAUGAUGGCUUCAUUUGCUCUGAAACCCUUGUUUUGUUUCAUUGUUCUUUUUUGCUUCGUUGUACACAAUGUCGAAGCUAGAGAAGGUAAGCUCUUGUUUAGCAAGGUCACUCACUUAGAUCGCCCUAACAACAAAGAGGUGGCUCUAUCUCCAGCUCCAGCUCCCGGACUAGCCCAAGCUAAUGGAAGACUCGGAGAUGGGCCUUUCGGACCAGGUUCCGGUAUGAUUCCUCAAACCAAAGAGUCAUGGCCGGUUUCAUCCACUACUACAGAUGAAGAUUUUGAAAAAUUGAUGGCCACAUUUGACGAAGAAAAAAACAACAAGUUACCAGAGGCAUUUGAGGAAGAAGAAGAAGAAGAAUCCGAAGAUCCAGAAGAUCCAGAAGAUCUCAAUGAGCAAAAGGAUAAGUAUAACAACAACAACAACAAUGGAUACACUUACACUACUAACAACUAUAAUGAUAAUAGGAGAGGUUACGGAAAUGAAGAGAAGCAAGGGAUGAGUGAUACAAGGUUUAUGGAGAAUGGUAAGUAUUUCUACGACAGAAAAGGUAGGAACAACCCUAGUCGCGGGUAUGAGAGUGCUCGAGGAAAUGAUCAUCCCAACGAGUACGAAACUAUGGAGGAAUACUACAAGAGCUUGGAGGGUAGUCAAGAGGAGUAUGAGCCUUAGAAAGAAUUGGUAUUUGAGAAUACAAAAUACCUUUUGGAGUAACUGUGCAUUCUCCAUUUACUUGUCUUUUUAUGAAAAGUGAAAACUAAAAACACUUUAUAAGUUAUACAGAUCAAGGUUGUGAGUUAUGUGUAUUUUCACAUUUUAGUGUUUAUCUUAAGCUCAAUUGUACGACCACAAUUUUACGA